This is a messenger RNA of Opisthocomus hoazin, 462 nucleotides long. Lineage: Eukaryota; Metazoa; Chordata; Aves; Opisthocomiformes; Opisthocomidae. The record is from RefSeq and is a predicted model, not a curated record.
AUGGAUGUCUUUAAGAAAGGUUUCUCCAUUGCUAAAGAAGGUGUGGUGGCUGCUGCAGAAAAGACCAAGCAGGGAGUGACAGAGGCUGCAGAGAAGACUAAAGAAGGGGUGAUGUACGUAGGUACCAAAACCAAGGAAGGUGUAGUGCAAAGUGUGACCACAGUUGCUGAGAAGACCAAAGAGCAGGCCAAUAUGGUGGGAGAAGCUGUAGUAGCCAGUGUGAACACAGUGGCAAACAAGACUGUAGAAGGAGCAGAAACAUUUGCAGCCACUACAGGAGUUGUAAAAAAGGAGAACCUGGCAGCGCCGCAGCCGCCUGAGCAGCCGGGGCCGGUGGGAGAGGGGGCCCCAGCCACCAGCACGGACAGCGGCGGAGAGGUUCAAGAAUUUGCCGCGAGCGACAGAUCAGACAGACUAAACUGCUGCUUGAUUCGGGCGUGUAAACGCACGUGUGCUAGUUAA